AAACAAUAAUAUCGAUAGUCGAAUAUCAUCAACAUUAGAGUCAGCCCAGAACUGCUAAAAAAUUUUGUAUUGUUGGAAAAAUUAAAUAUAUAUAAUGCGCACAGUGCUUUUGAGCAAAUCCGAUGAGCUCUAUCUGGAAAAGUGCGCUCAGGAGCACAGUUUCUCGUACGGAAUUAUCAUUGGUCACCAAGCAGAUGUCAGCAAGAGCAUUGUUGUUCACCUGGCCCGCAACAGCGAGGAAGAUGCCGACCUGGAAGAUCUGACCGACGUGCGAUUAACCAUACGCGACAUCAACUCACAGGCCUUGGCGUCCCAAUGGCUUAGCGCCAGCAAAAUGUGUCCCGGAUCCUUCGACGUCAUAGGCAUAUUCAUCGCUUCUGUUCGUCCGGAUGUGGCGAAUGAGCACAGCGAGGAGUUUAAAAAUGCCAAAAAAGUGUUUUCUGAUGUCUACGACUUGUUACUUAAGACCAACAACUCCUUUGGAGUCUACACCACAGACAUGGCACAAACGGACUUUGUAUUCCUUUCCUACUCUUUGGCCGACAAAACUCUGCUCUGCAAAAACUAUACCUAUGGAAAACAUUGCAAAAAAACGUAUUUUACGGCAAACAUUAAAUGCAUUAUAUGCGGCGGCACAUUUUCAAACAUGGACUUUCGCUUUGUUGAGAAACCGUUCGAGUGGAUUCAGUUUGAGUGCAAUUACGACUUGGAUGAUGUCAUACCCAUUGUGGACACCACGAGGCGCAUUAACAUUGAAGAACAGUUUCAAAACAUUAUAUCGACGAUUCGCAAAUAUCUAAUCGCCAGCGAGGUAUUCCUGCAGAACGAACUAAUCGACGACACAAUGGAUUUGCAGACGUUCAUCAAAAAGAAAAAGCUGAAGGAUGAUAAGCUUAAGACAAAUUCGACCAGUUCAGCAGGAGGUGCAGCCAACCCAUCGGCAUCAUCGGCCGCAUCUUCAAUGCAUUUACUAUCGCCCAUUGAGAGUUCCAGCGGUGGCGUCAUCAGGGCCAACAUCAUAAUGCCCGUCAAGUGUCAGCUGGACAAUCCAAAGGAUAUAAAAGUGCGAGAAUUCAGUGGGACUUUGCGCAUGAGUGGCAUGAUCUUCUCACGAGUGUAUUGCAACCCACGAAACAGCAUAGCAGACGUGAAGCGUUACUUGCGCGACGAUGUGCUGCGCUCGUUGAUCACACGCAUCCAGGUCUACUGCGAUGGUCUGACCGAUCCACACGUUAGCAACGAAGCGGUCUACAUAAGCGAGCCGCCGAGACGCGUGUUCUUCGCCAUACCCUCGGAUGGUAGCAGUACGUCGGGUAACGCGGUGCAGUUCUCUGAAUACUUGUUCCGCGGUGAAGCGCCCACUGUGGUCGUAGCUCAGGCCAAGCAGGUUCUUGAUGUCGAGCUGGAUCCGGAGACAAUUUACCUGGACGCUGAGGGGCUGCCAGAUGAUGUGAAUUUUAAUUCGAUGCAAACCGACACAGAAGGAGAGGACAGUCGCAGGCUGACCAGCACAAUGCCAAAGCGGGAAUUGUCUCGUAGUCUCUAUAUGGUGGGCAUUGCGGUGGCUCUACUGGUGCUGCUUGCCUCGGUGGCUCUCCAUUACACAAUGAACGGAUAAUAGUGCAAGCAGCUAAAAGCUGGCUAUUGGUUGAAUGUUCGACUAACCAUUACACCACACGAAAACACACAGCCCAAUCCAUUUUGAUAUGGCGCAACAUAAAUCUUGUGAUGGUUUUUUUUUAUUAUUAUAUUAUAAACCAAGGUGUACUCUUACUUUUAGUAGAAGAAGUGUAAAAAUGUCCCGUUAUAUAGUUAUAUUAUUAAAGCCUGGACGGGCAGCAUUUAAUACUAAUGUAAUAAACUAAACUAAUGCAGAACAAA
Drosophila mojavensis is the source of this 1881-nucleotide messenger RNA. RefSeq names its product protein odr-4 homolog. The transcript is spliced from 6 exons. The record is from RefSeq and is a predicted model, not a curated record. Gene Ontology annotation, biological process: intracellular protein localization. Lineage: Eukaryota; Metazoa; Arthropoda; Insecta; Diptera; Drosophilidae. Gene Ontology annotation, cellular component: endomembrane system. Bases 95 to 1618 code for a protein of 507 amino acids.